AUGGCGAAUAAUAGAAAAAAAAGUGAUGAUCACGGUCGAACGCCUUUAACGACUGUAUCUGGUCACAAUAAUAAAGAUAAUUUACCAUUACAUCAAACAUGUGAUAUAAAUCAAUUUAGAAAGGAACAUCCAUUUUUAUCAAAACUUCUACGUGAAGAUGGUAUCUUAUUUGAAUGUGAUAGUCAAGCACCUUCACCAUCAAAAGAUUAUGGUCAGUUACAAGUUACAAUGGAUAAGGUAAUUCUUCGAUGGUGGAAAAUAACACUUCGACAUCUUGAAGAUGCAAUGUACCCAGGUGAAAUAAAAGAUUCAUAUGAAGAUUUCUAUCAUGAUGAAGUUGCUCAACGUGAAAUAUGGCGUAUAUUUGGUCAGGCAACACUUGAUUAUUGUUUAAAUCUUGUUCGUGGUAAAUUCGAUUGGUUAGCACUACUUCCACUGAAUGUUCAAUUACAUAUACUUUCAAAAGUAAAUCUUGAUGAUAUUCCACAGCUAUCAUCAGUAUCAAAAUCAUUUCGUGAACUUUGUCGUAAUAAUGAUCUUUGGAGAAUAUUUUAUGUACGCCAAUAUGGUGGACAUGCAUUAGAAAAUAAAGAUUUAAUUCAUUUAGCUGAAAGACGUGGUUGGCGUCAUGUAUUUUUUACGAAUCGUUUGAAAUUACAAAUGCAAUUACGUCGUGAAGCUCAACUUGAACGGCAUCAUCCAGAAGAUCCAUCAGAUUUUGUAAAAGCACGAGAACGCCGUUCUUUAAUGCAACCAAGUCCACCAGGUACACCAAAACAACAACAACAAAGACAACAAUUUGUUCAACCUUCAAUUCGUCGUCAUUCAUUUGCAACACGUCAGGAACCACCACAAUUAUCAUUUCGUACAUUGCGUUUACAUGAUCAGGAAGAAUCUCAUCGCAUGAAUGGCACAUAUAGUAAUGAAUUGGAUGAACAAUCCAUCAUACAGCGAUCAAUAUCGCCUUCCUUAUCGGUAAAAUCGAAUGCUGGUAGUGUAGCAUCGACAUCAUCAGCUUAUCCACCUGUACAUACAUCAUAUAGACCAAGUACACGUCAAUAA
Messenger RNA from Adineta steineri, 1062 nucleotides. Lineage: Eukaryota; Metazoa; Rotifera; Eurotatoria; Adinetida; Adinetidae. The record is from the annotation of a GenBank genome assembly.